ACCCCCGUUCGAAGAGACGAAUGUUGAUAGUUUUUUCUUGCUUUUUGAAAAGGUCGCAGUGAAUCAGCAGUGGCCCAGAGCACAGUGGGUGGCGUUGUUACAAAGUGUGUUAAAAGGGAAGGCACAGCGGGUAUAUGCGGCGUUGGCCAUGGAGGAGGAGAGUUUUGACAAAGUAAAGGCGGCCAUUCUCCGGGGUUACGAGCUAGUACCUGAAGCAUAUAGACAAAAGUUCAGAAAUUUACGGAAAGGGUGGAAUCAGACGUAUACCGAUAUUGCCCAUGAGAAGGGUGUGCUCUUGGACCGUUGGUGCACCGCAGAAAUAGUGGACGAGGAUUAUGGGCGUCUCAGGGAGUUAAUUUUGAUUGAGGAAUUUAAAGGUUGUGUUCCGGAGGAGAUCCGGGUGUAUUUGAAUGAGAAACCGAAUAAGUCCAUCUCAGAAUUUGUUAGGUUCGCAGAUAAAUAUGCCCUAACCCAUAAGACAAAGUUUUCCUCGACAAAAAGUUACCCGAGAGACCGUGGGAACAGUAGGGAAAGCCCACCGGCUAAGCCCACCUGCAUAAAGUAUGCGCCUUGGCAAAAGAAAACCUUAAAGACUCCCAGGAAAAAAUGAGCCAGUGGUAUAACCCAAGAAGGAGAGAGCGAGAGUUUCACGUAGGCGACAAGGUUUUGGUCCUAUUUUCGGUAGUUACCCACCCCCUUCAGGCGAGGUUUCAAGGACCAGAUACAGUGCGUAAGAAAAUAGACUCGCUGAAUUACGUGAUUGAAACCCCCGAUUGGCGAAAGCCGACCCAGUUAGUUCACGUGAACAUGAUGAAAGGGUACCAUGACACCACCCCCGCGGUGGUCGGUGCGGCCAUGAAAACCGAUGAGGUAGAGGGGGAUGGUAAGGAGGGACCAGAGCGGUUUGAAAAGAUAGGUAUAGUACCCACCCGAUUGGAGAACUCGGUUAUAUUAGCAAGCCUUGCGGAUAGAGUUAGUCACUUAGAGCCUGAACAGCGGGAGCAGAUAAUACAGCUCAUUAACCGGCAUACCCACUUAUGUCCAGAUGUCCCAAGAAGGUGUAGUGGGACGAAACAUGAUGUGAUAGUUACCUCAACCCAGCCUAUAAAACAGGCCCCUUAUCGGAUGAAUUCCGAAAAGAACCAGCUAGUAGAAAAGGAGAUUGAACAUAUGCUAGCUGCUGGGAUAAUCCGCGAAUCCUCUUCAGCGUGGGCUUCUCCUUGCGUGGUUGUCCCGAAACCGGACGGUACCAUAAGGUUCUGUACCGAUUACCGGAAGGUCAACGCGGUCACCCAGACAGACGCAUUGAUAAAGUGGGGAAGGCGAGAAAUCGCACUCCUCCCUGUUUGCUGGAGAAAUUGAGGAAAUCAAAAUGCAAAUCAUUAUCAUAUUUUUUGGGACUGCCCUGCUAUCAAAAACUAUUGGAGGGGGAUACACAAUGCCCUGCAAGACAUCUUUAAUUGUGAAAUACCGUUGGAGAGUAAGACCAUAUAUUUUGGAUAUAUACCUCAAGAAUGGUUGAAAAGAGAUAAAUAUUUAAUGAAUAUACUGUUGGUGGCUGGUAAAAAGACUCUUACUAGGAAAUGGUUAUCACAGGAGAGCCCAACUUUAAAUACAUGGAUGGAAAUUACAAUGGACAUUUACAAAACGGAGAAAAUAACAGCAUCUGUUAAUCAUAAGCUGGAACAACUUGAUUCAUACUGGGAAAAAUGGUUUAACUACUUAAUGCCUCAUAGGCCUGAUUUUAUUCUCACAAAUGAAUAUGUUGUAAAAAAAAAUCACUCCCUACUUGUACAUAGUUUGUUCCUUUUGCUUGUUUUUUCUUUCCACUCUUUACUAUAAGUGUAUACCCCAGAUAAAUACUUUGUGGAGAUUUGUGAUAUAUAUGAUUAUAUGAUAUAUAUGUACAACGUCUGAAAUACAUUUUAUGGAAAUGUUUGUUUGAUGAACUUCAAUAAAUAAAAUUACAAAAAAAAAGAGUUGUCCGAAAUAACCAAUGCCCCAGUUAACAGGAAGCCACUCUAUUUGUUUGUAUACCUGCUUGGCUCACCUCCAACCCCUGAUCAGGUGAGCUUGCAAUCCCCUGAAGUUUGCUUUAAAGGAGCACACUGGUGACGACAAUGCAUCAUCUGCCAGCUGGUCAAAGCUCAUUCCCUUUUCGA
Molecule: messenger RNA, 2162 nt
Organism: Hypanus sabinus (Atlantic stingray)
Lineage: Eukaryota; Metazoa; Chordata; Chondrichthyes; Myliobatiformes; Dasyatidae
Exons: 2
Coding region: 607-1362 (251 amino acids)
Source: RefSeq, a predicted model, not a curated record